GAUGCCGUCGUCGUAUUGCAAAGUUUUGUUGCAUCCGGGGGUACCUCGAAGACGAAGAGCGAGGACUCUUGUGACAGUUUCUUCUAUUUCAACAUUUUUUCUGGCGAAUUGUUGAUCACAACUCUGAAAUCAUUCUGAAAUAGCGAGGGCAACACCAACAAUUGCUCUUGCGCUUGUGCUACGAUUCAUGGAGAGCUCACAAGACUUGAACAACAUCGAGGGCGAUGGGGACGGAAGGAAGUCCUCCGCAACUUCAUUGCCUUGCAGCUCCGCGGGAUCAGUUGCUGAUAUUCUAUUGUGGAAGAGGUGGCACAUUUCCUUUGGUGUCAUUGUCAUUGCAACAGUUGCAUGGGUCCUACUUGAGUGGACCGGUUUACCAUUUUUAACAAUUUGUUCAGAUGUCUUGCUGAUUUUGAUCGUACUAUUGUUUCUCCACGCAAACUAUGCUGCCCUUAGAAACAACAGACAACCACCGGCAUUACCUGAGUUAGUAGUAUCAGAGGAGAUGGUUAACAAUGCAGCAGCUUCCCUUCGGGUUAAAAUCAACAAUGUGCUCCUUAUGGCUCAUGACAUCACUUUGGGCAAAGAUUUUAGAGUAUUUUUCAAGGUGGUGGUCUUUCUGUGGCUCUUGUCUGUCAUUGGCAGCACCGUUUCGUUUUUCACCCUGGCAUAUAUCGUUAUCCCUUUUUUAAUGGUGGUAGGAACACUGGCAACAAUUACUGUUCCUGUAUUGUACGGCAAGUAUGGUGGCUAUGUAGAUGAAUGCUGCGGAAUGAUCCACAAACAAUUUUCAAGACAUUACAGAAUAGUAGAUGAGAGUCUCUUCAACAGACUCCCGCGGAAUGCACCUAGAGAAAAAGAUUCAUGAUUCAAUUCACCUACUUGUGUGUUCGUUGUUAGGAAAUUAGCUAUUUCUCCAUAUUGUUAAGGGUGUUCAAUUUCUUACCUUCUUCCUCACAUGUAGGAAUCAUUUUUUGUAGUUAGAUGCUAUCCUGCAGCUCUGGAUUCACCUGUAGGCGGGGUGCUUUCAUUUGUCGGGACCCACGACUGAACCAGAAUGUACAUAGGCUUGUAUAAUACAUAGCUUGAGAAGUUUAUGGGCAGAUUUUGUCUUUAUUUAUUUAUUUAUU
Prosopis cineraria is the source of this 1130-nucleotide messenger RNA. RefSeq names its product reticulon-like protein B16. Lineage: Eukaryota; Viridiplantae; Streptophyta; Magnoliopsida; Fabales; Fabaceae. Bases 188 to 868 code for a protein of 226 amino acids. The record is from RefSeq and is a predicted model, not a curated record. The transcript has 5 exons.